AUGAUUAAAAAUAAUUCAUCAGUAUUACAUUUUAUUAAAUCGAGUAAUUUUGCAAAUACAUAUUUGAAUUCGCCAAUGACUGGAGAUAUAUCUAAAUCAUUCUUGAAUUUACUUAAUGAUAAAUCUUUAAUUAAUUCAUUUGAAUGUGAAAAUGAUACACCAUUAGGAGCUGGUGAAUAUUCAUUUCUUGUCUAUGGCGGACAAUAUUUAACUUUAUAUAAUAUUAAUGGUCAACUAUAUCGAAUACCUUGGAAUACAAAUAUUUAUGAUUCUAUUAAACAAAUUCGUUGGUCAUCAUAUUAUUGUUCGUAUUUGAUAAUGACUGCACGAUAUUUUUCACUUUUUAAUUUCUCUACAUAUGAAUUAUUACAAAUAAAAAAAACAUUUAAAUCUCAUGAACAGCUACAAUUUUUUACCUGUCAUCAAAUAGAUUUAUGGCUUGUAUGUUUAUUGAAUCUAAACAAAAAACAAAUACUUGUUCAUUAUGAUCUUUCAGAAUGGGAAUAUAGGAAAUCGAUUUCUUUAGAUAAAUUAGGUUUAUAUCGAACGGAUACAAUAUGUGCUAUUGAAAAUAAUCAAAAUGGACAAUGUUUAGCUUUAUUAAUAGCUGAAAGAAAUCAGAAUAUAACUGUUGGUAUUCAACGACGACGUCGACUUAUUCUUAUUUCAACAUAUACGAUGUCUCCAAUACGAGUGAUUUAUUUUAGUGGUGCCGAUGAUCUUUAUUGGACAAUCACAUCAGUACGAAAUCGACAAACUUCAAAAAAUGGAUGGUUACUUAGUAAAUAUUUUGAUAAUGAAUUAACUUUUAUUGAUAAUCAAUGUAAUUAUAUUAAAUAUAAAAAAGAAUUACGUAAUUUAGCUAUUACAAUCGAUGGACAUUAUCUAAUAUUAAGAACAAUUAAUAGUUUAGAUAUUUAUCAGAUCGAUUAA
This is a messenger RNA of Adineta steineri, 933 nucleotides long. NCBI's taxonomy places the organism in Eukaryota, Metazoa, Rotifera, Eurotatoria, Adinetida, Adinetidae. The record is from the annotation of a GenBank genome assembly.